AUGUUCAGCAGGCCGGUGGAUCCGUUGUGGACAGAAAGACAAAAGAAGCUUGACUUGGGCCGCAAAGGAUCUGACGUCGGAACUUUGCAAAGUCCGGGGCUACGAGUACGUUAUAAUGGGCAAGGAUUGGAAAAAGAUCUGAUCAAGUCAGGGGAGAUGGAUGCAGCUGAGGGUGGGGCGUGGUGUUGCUGUUUAAGAGGUGGACUAUUUUUUCCAAGGGAGUAUUGGUUUAUAUUUCUUGGUCGUACACCGAGACCGGUGGUGACUAACAACAUGAAAUGCAAUAACCGAUGGGGAACGGAGCUCGAUCGCUAA
Molecule: messenger RNA, 315 nt
Organism: Puccinia graminis f. sp. tritici CRL 75-36-700-3
Lineage: Eukaryota; Fungi; Basidiomycota; Pucciniomycetes; Pucciniales; Pucciniaceae
Exons: 3
Coding region: 1-315 (104 amino acids)
Source: RefSeq, a predicted model, not a curated record